This is a messenger RNA of Eufriesea mexicana, 2433 nucleotides long. RefSeq names its product DNA topoisomerase 3-beta (gene Top3beta). The record is from RefSeq and is a predicted model, not a curated record. Gene Ontology annotation, molecular function: DNA topoisomerase type I (single strand cut, ATP-independent) activity; DNA binding. NCBI's taxonomy places the organism in Eukaryota, Metazoa, Arthropoda, Insecta, Hymenoptera, Apidae. The coding region runs from base 7 to 2379 and encodes 790 amino acids. Gene Ontology annotation, biological process: DNA recombination; DNA topological change; DNA repair. Gene Ontology annotation, cellular component: nucleus. The transcript has 13 exons.
CAUGUUAUGACAUUAGAUUUUAUUGGAAAGUAUAAUAAUUGGGACAAAGUUGAUCCUGCAGAGUUAUUUUCAUGUCCAACUGAAAAGAAAGAAGCAGUUCCUAGAUUAAAAAUUCCUUACUUUUUGGCUAAAGAAGGAGCACAUUGUGAUUACUUAAUAUUGUGGCUGGAUUGUGACAAAGAAGGGGAAAAUAUUUGUUUCGAAGUUAUAUAUGCAGUCCAACAAGGAAUGAAUAGAAGAUUAAAUCCGAAUGAUAUUUGGAGGGCAAAAUUUUCUGCUAUUACAGAGAAGGACAUAAAAUCUGCAUUGUUAAACUUAGUAAAGCCAAAUGAAAAUGAAGCAAAGAGUGUUGAUGCUCGACAAGAAUUAGAUUUGCGAAUUGGUUGUGCUUUCACAAGAUUCCAAACAAAAUUUUUUCAGGGGAAAUAUGGAGAUUUGGAUGUGUCUCUAAUUUCCUAUGGUCCUUGUCAAACUCCUACAUUAGGAUUUUGUGUGCAAAGGCAUGAUGAAAUUCAAACAUUUAAGCCAGAUCCUUAUUGGGUUCUACAGGUUACAGUUAAAUCUUCCGAUGGUCAAGACAUUACUCUGAACUGGAGUCGCGUGCAAUCUUUUGACAAGGAGAUAGCAAAUAUGUUUCUAAGUCAUGUGAAAGAAUAUGAUCAAGCAACUGUUGUAAGCAUAAAAUGUACAGAAAAAACAAAAUCGCGACCUAUAGCCUUGAAUACAGUAGAAUUGAUGAGAGUAGCAAGUUCAGGUUUAGGAAUGGGUCCUCAUCAUGCUAUGCAGGUUGCGGAACGCCUUUAUACUCAAGGAUAUAUAAGUUAUCCUCGAACUGAGACAACGUUAUACCCAGAAAAUUUCGAUUUACUUGCAGAGUUAAAGCAACAACAAAGCAGUCCUGAUUGGGGAGAUCAAGUACGUAAAAUAUUAGAAACUGGUAUUAAUAGACCAAAAAAAGGAAUAAAUGUUGGAGAUCAUCCGCCUAUUACUCCUAUGAAAUAUGCUACACGAAACGAUCUUGAUGGGGACACGUGGAGAUUAUAUGACUAUAUAACGCGACAUUUUAUCGCUACGCUGGCUAGCGAUUGUAAAUAUCUAAGUACUACAGUUAAAUUUGAGAUAGGAAUGGAAGUAUUUACGGCAAAUGGUCAUAGUUUAUUAGACCUCGGGUAUACUAGUAUACUUCCAUGGCAGGCACUAGGAAGCAACGAUACUUUACCCAGAUUUACAGCAAAUGAAAAAGUUAAUAUACAAGAGAUAAAGUUAGCCGAAUGUUACACGCAACCUCCAGAUUAUUUGACGGAAUCUGAAUUAAUAUCUCUUAUGGAGAAACAUGGCAUUGGAACCGAUGCCUCUAUUCCGGUACAUAUAAACAACAUAUGUAUGCGAAAUUAUGUUAAUGUGGCAACUGGUAGGAAAUUAGUUCCUACUUCUUUAGGAAUUGUGUUAGUUCAUGGAUACCAAAAGAUAGAUCCAGAAUUGGUGUUACCUACAAUGAGAUCUGCAGUUGAGGAACAAUUAAAUUUAAUAGCUCUGGGUCGAGCUGAUUUUCAUGCUAUGUUACAGCAUACAGUUGAAAUCUUCAAACAAAAAUUCCAUUACUUUGUAAAAAAUAUAGAAGCAAUGGAUCAGUUGUUUGAAGUUUCCUUUUCUCCCCUCUCUGCAUCGGGAAAAGCACACUCUAGGUGUGGAAAAUGUCGACGCUACAUGAAAUAUAUACAAACAAAACCAUCAAGGAUGCACUGCGCACAUUGUAAUGAAACAUAUAAUUUACCACAAAAUGGAAAUAUUCGAAUUUAUAAAGAACUAAAGUGUCCAUUGGACGAAUUCGAAUUGCUUUCAUGGUCUACUGGAGCACGGGGGAAAAGUUACACAUUUUGUCCAUAUUGUUACAAUAAUCCCCCUUUUAGAGAUAUGAAAAAAGGAAUGAGUGGGUGUAAUUCUUGCACACAUCCAACUUGUCCACAUGGUAUGAACUCUAAUGGCUUAUCGAGUUGCCUAGAGUGCAAUGCUGGUAUACUCGUCCUCGAUCCUUCAGCUGCACCUAAAUGGAAACUUGGAUGUAAUCGUUGCGAUGUUAUUAUUCAUUUAUUCGAAAAUGCCCACAAAGUAACAGUCGACACUGAAGUGUGUGACUGUGGAGCACAAUUAGUUACUGUAGAAUAUAAACAGGAAAAAAGUAAGCUUCCCAAUGAAACUACUGAGAUGACUGGUUGCGUUUUUUGCACACCAGCUUUUAUGGCACUCGUAGAGAAGCAUCGUGCAGUUGCUUCGAAACCGGUUACAACCCGUGGCCGUGGUCACGCCAAAGGUCGCAGCCGGGGUAAACCCCGUCCUCCGAAAGAUAAAAUGGCACAAUUGGCUGCAUAUUUUGUAUAAAUGAUUCUGUUUGUAAAUGAAGUACAUAGAUAUUACUAUUCCCUUCCCAUUCAC